GAAGGCAGUCACAAAAAAAAUCCUAUAUAUAUAAAGCUGUCUUCAAAUAUCUUUUGUUUGCUAUAAGUUCCUGAAUUGCCUGUAAAAGCAAGAAGACUUUUAUCAGCCGGGCGCAGCGCUGGGAUUUUCUUUUUCCUGUUCAGAAGCUCGGGCAGGCUGCUGUGCUGAGCCACGGGGACUCCUGUGAGCACGGAUGUGAGAGCUCUGGGGCCGUGGGCAGCCCAGGGUUCAUGGUGGGCUCUGCUCCUCCGCUGCCGGCUCCCUGGACAAAAUGUACGAGCGCCACAAGAGGCGAUACAGCCUGUGCGACAUCUCCAAGGUGGACAGGACUGUAGAUGUUGUGUUGUUAAAGAUAAACCGUGAGAGUUGGUGUCCCCUGGAGCCAUGUCCCGACCCCUCCCUGCUGGAGCGCAAGCGGCCGCGCGACUCUCCAGAAUGUGAGAAUUUCUUGGAGGAUGGGCUGAGUGGCGUCUGUGCCUCGUCACAGGGGGGUCUCAAAAGAGAAUCCGGCAGCGAGUCUGACCUCUUCCCCUUGCCUGGUGAUGGGAUGGAAGACCUCGUUUUUGGGAAGCCUGAAGAGGAGCAUUCAGCGUGCGAUGUCACCAGCUCCAGCUCCUCGGCCGAUGACACCGUGUCCCUGGAGAGGAACUCCUCCCUGGGCAGCGACACCUCCCUUCCCUUCCCACCAGCAGGGAGCUUCUGCCAGCCCAAGGACAGGCACAGCCUGGAUGGCAGCUGCACCAACAUGGGCUCCUCGGAGGGAGGGGAGAAGGAAGAGGAGCUGGACAGCAUCACGGACGUGCCCGCUCCUUCGUCCGUCCUGCGCGGCUCCAUGCGGCCGCUGUCCCCAUUCCGGAGGCACAGCUGGGGACCAGGCAAGAAUGCCACCAACGAGGCAGAAAUCAAUCAGAGGAGUUACAGCCUAGAAGGCCUUGCUGGAGACUCUGGCGAGAACAAGAAGCCCUCUACAAACCUGGAGGCUGCUUCUCUGAGCUCCAAAGAGCUCAGGAGGAGCCCCCUUGCCAGCAAUCAGUCCCUGGUCCUGCUCUCUGAGGAGCUGGAGCAAGGAGAAAUCAGAGACUACAACCACCAGGUGCAUCAGACAUCGCAGCCACAAGGAUUUAAUUUCUGUUCUUCUGCUGUUUCAUCUCCACUGACCAAAUCCUUGUCUCUAAUGUCAAUUAGCAAACCAGUGCUCGACACCCAGGGCCGGACUCGACCAUCGAGACGAAUCUCCUUCUCCUUCAGCAUCUCUCCACUCAUUCCUAAGUCUAAAACUCUCUUUUCUAUUGGCUCUUCUUCCAGUGAUGAGGAGGAGGAGYUGGAUAUUGAUUUUAGCAUAUCUGAAGAGAGCAGCAGUGUCCCUGCUGGCAAAGGUGUAACAAAAGUCAGCCGCACCUUCAGCUACCUCAGGAAUAAAAUGUCCAGCAGCAAGAAGAGCAAAGAAAAAGAGAAAGAUAAAGAGAAGACGAAAGAGAAGGACAAAGAUUCCAAGGAGAAGGAGAAAGAUAAGAAGCUGUUAAAUGGACAUCUCUUCACUGCAACCUCUGUUGUAGCCCAAGCAACCUGUUCCCACUGUAUGAAACCUUUCAAUAAGGAUUCGUACUACUGUGCAAACUGUAAUGCAAUUGUUCACAAAGGCUGUAAGGAGAGUUUUGCUUCUUGUGCAAAGGUCAAGAUGAAGCCACAGAGAGGGAUGCUGCAGGCACACGAUACCUCCUCGUUACCCACAGUAACCAUGAGAAACAAAAGCUCACAGCCCAAGGAGCGCCCACGUUCUGCAAUCCUCACUCCUGACGAGAGCACCGUCACCUCCAUCUUCAACAACAGGAGAUCCCAGCAGCCCACAGCACUCUCCAAAAGUGUCUCCAUACAGAACAUUGCAGGAGUUGGGAACGAUGACAGCUUAAUACACACUUGGAAAUUCCUGUCACAGUCAACAGACUCUUUACAUAAAAUCAGCCGGGUUAAUGAAUCCAUGGAGUCACUGGUUGAUGAAGGUGCAGACAUGAAUGAAGGACAGCUCAUGGGAGACCUGGAAUUAGAUUCCAAGCAGCUGGAGGCAGAGUCCUGGAGCCAAGUAGUGGACAGCAAGUUCCUACAGCAGCAAAACAAAGAUGUUGUCAAACGGCAGGAUGUGAUUUAUGAGCUCAUGCAGACAGAAAUGCACCACGUCCGUACUCUGAAGAUCAUGAAUGAUGUGUACAGUGCAGCCAUGSUAAAGGAGCUGCAGUAUGACCAACAAGUCGUGGACAAGAUCUUUCCCUGCCUGGAAAACUUGCUGCACAUCCACAGUCACUUUUUCCAGCGGAUUCUGGAAAGGAAGAAGGAGUCACUGGCAGACAAAAGYGAAAAGAACUUUGUUAUCAGGAGGAUAGGUGACAUCCUAGUGAAUCAAUUCUCUGGGGAGAGUGCUGAGCGCAUGAAGAAAACCUACGGCAAAUUCUGCGGGCAUCACAACGAAGCUGUCAAUUACUUCAAAGAUCUCUACUCCAAGGACAAACGCUUUCAGGCUUUUGUCAAGAAAAAAAUGAGCAGCUCCCUGGUGAGGCGUCUUGGGAUUCCCGAAUGUAUUUUGUUGGUAACACAGAGAAUCACAAAGUACCCUGUCCUUCUACAAAGGAUACUGCAGUACACCAAAGAAAAUGAAGUGGAACAUGAAGACUUGACUCAGUCAUUAAACCUCGUUAAAGAUAUGAUUGCUGCAGUCAACAGUAAAGUCAGCAAUUACGAAAAGAAAAUGCGUCUUGGGGAGAUUUACAACCGGACRGACAGCAAGUCCAUCAUGAGGAUGAAGAGUGGCCAGAUGUUUGCMAGAGAGGACUUGAGGCAUCGGAAGCUCAUCCGAGAUGGUCCUGUUUCCCUAAAAAGUGCAGCUGGCAGGUUAAAAGAAGUCCAGGCUGUUCUCCUCUCUGACAUGCUYGUGUUCCUUCAGGAGAAGGACCAGAAAUACGUCUUUGCCUCUCUGGACCAGAAAUCCACUGUGAUCUCUCUGAAGAAGUUGAUCGUACGAGAAGUGGCUCAUGAAGAGAAGGCUUUGUUCCUGAUCAGCAUGGGUGGAAAAGAUCCUGAAAUGGUGGAAGUSCACGCCAGCUCCAAAGAAGAGCGUAACGGCUGGAUCCAGAUCAUCCAGGACACAAUGAACACCAUGGAUAGAGAUGAAGAUGAAGGAGUCCCUUGUGAGUCUGAGUUUGAAAAGAAAUUGUCCGAUGCGAAAGUGAGAGGACUGAAAGAACAACUUCAGCAGAAGGAUAAACAGAUUCUGCUCUUGCUGGAGGAGAAGACGAAGAUCUUCCGGGACAUGGCAGACAGUUCAGUGCCCGAGGAGAUGCCAGGCUCCAGGCUGCUCUUCAGAGCCAACACAGAAGAGGCUCCAAAAGGAGAGGCCAUCAUGAAAACUGCAAUAAAUGAAGUUGAACUGCUGCAAGACCUGGUGAACAGGAGCCUGGGCACUGCCCUCGGACAGCAGGUCAGCAGCACUGCCAUGGAUCAGGAGGGAGGAGUGGGCCCCAUCUCACUCCCCAGAAGGGCAGAAACCUUUGGAGGAUUUGACAGUCAUCAGAUGAACGCCUCCAAGGGUGGAGCGAAAGAUGAAGGCGACGAUGCUCAGGACCUUCGGAGAACAGAGUCAGACAGCAUUUUAAAGAAGGGUGGAAAUGCUAAUUUGAUGUUCAUGUUGAAAAGAAAUAAYGAGCAGGUCCUCCAAACCAUUACCAGCCUCCAUAAGCUGCUCAGCGCUUUGCAGGGCGUGGUGCUGCAGCAGGACACCUACAUCGAGGACCAGAAGCUGGCUCUGAGCGAGAGGGCUCUGAGCCGCAGCAUCUUCCGGCCCAGCUCGCUGCUGGAGCAGGAGAAGCAGCGCAACCUGGAGAAGCAGCGGCAGGAGCUGGCCAACCUCAAGAAGCAGCAGACGCAGCACCAGGAGGAGAGGCGGAGGAGGGAGAAGGAGUGGGAAGURCGGGAGAAGGAGCUGGCGGAGCAGGAGGCGCAGGUGGCGCAGCGCGAGGCUGAGGUGCAGAGGCUGAGGCAGGAGCUGGAGCGCGAGCGGGACGAGCUGCAGAGGAAGAAGGCGGCCUACCAGCUCGACCUGGAGGGGCUCCGCACGGCGCAGAAGCAGCUGGAGAGGGAGAAACUGCAGCUCAAGCAGGAGGUGGAGCGAUGCGCUCAAAUGCRGCAGGAGUCCGACCACAACCAGGUAUCAAAUCUACAUGAGAAACUCKCAAGAGUCUCCUCCCAGUCCAGCACCGAUGAAUCCUCCACGCAGAAGAGCUCUUCCCUUCCUAAACAAGGACACUUUGAUGCGGAACUGUCUGUCUCCCCCAAAAGGAACAGUCUUUCAAGGACACACAAAGAGAAAAGCACUUUCCAUUUGCUUAGCACAACAAACCAGACUAACAAGGCAGCUGAGGAACAGACCCAGAUGCCUACUCGCCUCUUCAGUUUAGCCAAACCAAAGGAGAAGAAGGAAAAGAAGAAAAAGGGCAGGGGACAUCGCUCCCAACAGUCUGAUUCUCACUCGUCAGAAGCACCUCCAGAGGGUGAGGAGAUCUUCUGCUGAGCAUGGACUGUUGCAGUGGUCACUCGUGGCAUUGGCACCGUGGACAUCUCCCUGCCUGGGACACAGCACGUGGCUGGUGCCUGCGCUGGACAAGCAUCUGGAGGUUUUAAAUAAAACUUGUUCUGAAGUCUGCUAAGUGGUGSAUAAGGGCCUCUCUCCUGUGGUUUUGGGUGAAUUCUGCCUGCACAGCACACAGGACCAUCUCCCUGUGCAAACCCGGGGUCAAACAGAUUGGGAUGGAUGUUGUAUGUCUCUUCUUACUGCUAAAACAUGAGAGAACAUAGCCUUAAGGGGUCUGUGCCUUCAAAUUCCCCUUUUCUGGGGAAAAGAACCAAAACCAAGCAUUUAGCAAAAGAUUAGGACUCUACAAAUGGUGCGUACACACUGGCAUAUAUAGAUAUACUGUAUAUAUACAUAUAUGUAUCUAUGUAUCCACUGGGAUAUGCUGACAGUCCCUACAGCCAAGGUCCACCCGUGGGGAUAGRUGAUACCUGAUGACUUUCAGGGAGUGUGUAGAUAUUAAAUAUCUUGCCCUUACUGCUCUGACUGUAGCCCAGUGACCUGCACACCCCUUUUGUGCUCAUGGGAUAGGGGCUGUUUGAUUUCAAAAAGGUACCUAACACCAGGAAGCAGUAACAGCAUUCAAAAACAACAACUCAGAGGAGAAAAAAAAAAAUUCUAAUCAUUCUGAAUGAUUUCCGGGGGGCAGAGGUUUAAAAAGUCGGACUAUUUCCAAAGUGAAGCAGAAUACCAUUGGGUAUAUUUCAAAUGGCACAGAAAAGAGAAUUUUGGUAGGCUGGUAAGGCAAUCCCAGGGAGCCAGAACAGACAGUGUUUAAGUGGGAACAGCUGUAAGCAACAUUUUUCUACACAAUCUCUUUGAGCUGCAGCCCACUUCUUCCCAUCCCCAAAGUAAAGAUUCUCUUUUUGCCAGAUUAAAGCUCUCCAGUUACAUUCAACAUCCCCACACAAGCCUGAUGACUUAGUGGAAAGGUGUCUGUACAGUUGUUGAAUACAGGGAUGUGUUCAGAGKGGGAGGAGAAAUGCAACAAGACACACUUAGCUCAAAAAUUACCUUUCUCCCAAGCCCUCUCUGGAGAAUUACCCGAGUGGAUUUGUAAAUGGUUACCAGCUUCAAAAUAGGUCAAGGUUUUGCUCAGAGUUUGAAGCUGUCAGGUUCAUUUUCUUUCCUACCAGUUUCUUUUCUUUGAAAUAACAAAUCAUUUCUCUUCUUGCACUAUUGUCUGAUUGCAGUUUGUCACAAGCUGGUGACCCGCAGCAGUUUUCAGAGUUAGUGCUGAUGAGUAUGGUGGAUGCUUGGGCUGGGCUGUCUUAGUGCAGGAACCCUGCUUGGUUUGGAAGCUCUCUACACUAUUAAGACUCAAAGAAAAGGAGGAAAAAAAAAAAGAAAGGAAAAAGGGUUGAGAUUUAUUUUUAUUUUGUUUUKGUUUUUUUAAGUAUUAUUUGGUGCUUGUUCUUAAUUGCAAGCAGGGCUUGCAAAAAUAUUUAUCUUUCAUUUUAUCUGAAAGAGUUUUUUUAAAAAAAGUUUACUUGGUUUUAUUUUUUUAUUUCUUUUUUACUUUUAUUUGGGGGAUGGUUUGGGGUUUUUUUUCUCUUUACCCCCUCCCCCCUCUUUUUUUGUUUUAUUUUGUUUUAUUUUCUUACCAAAAGGUUGGUAAACCAAACAUUCUCAUCUCCCUGUUUCCUACAAACCCAGGGUUUGGGCAGUGCUGCUUUGCAGCUCAUGCCAUGUCCAGAGUCACACAAUUUCAGCUGAGAGCUUUCUUCAAGGCAGAGCUUUUUCAGGCCAAAAAGAGACUGGAAAAAGACACAAUGACUUCAGACAAGGCUCCUCCUGUCAAUUAGUUUCCUUGUUUAAAUAUUUUGGCUAGGUUUUCUCAUUCCUUUUGGAGGCAAAGGAAAAAGCAAAGCAUGGAGUGCCUUGCAGUGAUGUGAGGGUCUGGUGCUCUCCUGAACGUGAGGGGAGGUGGACAAAGCAUGUGCUGGUGGUGUGGUGUUACCUUUUCCAUAAGAAAACSACCAACUUUGGAAAGUAACUUCUGCCCUGCUGUUUGUACAUCUGCAAACAUAAAUGUGCCAAGCUGAAAUUUCUGGAAACCAAAGCAGCGCAUGGCUCGUUCACUGUUGUGUGAACAGAGAUCAGGGCACUGGUGUGUCUGAGUUCCCCUCGGUCUGGAACAGCCUUUGCCACUAGAACUUUUCAUUUUAUUCCCCUGUGUCUUCCCCAGUCCCAGCACAUGCUAAAUUCACAACACAGCAGCAUCCCAUGGCUCUGAGAUGUGCGACCCAGGGCAGYAGGGCUGAGUCUCUGCCUGGCUUCACCAUCUCUCCUGAGCUGUGCAAAKCAAAAAGAGCAUUCAGUGCCUGAAGUGAAAAUAGUGUUAGCUGAGUGAUCUCCCAAGGCCCCUGUGGUUCCUUGACAGAAACCAUGGGUGUGAGUCAACCAUACUGAGCAGAAAUCCUGUGUAUCAGAGUUGUUUGUGUCUCAAAUUCUGGUGGACAGACCUUUGUCCCUGGAGGAUGUCUGUUACUGUAUGAUUCACUUUUUUGGAAUGAAGCCUUUCCUCCCACACUGCUUCCUCCUUCUUUCACCUUYAGGAAGGUAAAGGCUUGUUUUUAUCUCUUCAGCCUUUUAUUUUUUCCCUUCUCAGGCUUUCUUUGGAAAGGUUUGGCAUAGGUUCCUGGAGUCAGAUUGCUGCUCUGAUCCCUGUAGGUUGUCUAGGGUUGUCUGCUGGAGUAUGGUCCAAGCUUUACAGCACCAAAGCCUUUCCUCUUCCUGGCCUUAAAAUUGCAUUUGUUCCAGUUCCAUGCCUGGCAUCCAUCCUGCAGUUAUGGAAAGAAAUCAUGUUAUUUCUUUUCAGCCCAGCCUGUUGCUAUGUCUAGUUCCCAGAGCCAUUCCCUUGAUCCCAUUUGGAGCACCCAAACCAUCCUGUUUUGCAUGGGGUUCCUGGGACUCAGAGUAGGUUCGAAAACAUGUUUGAAGYCCAUGUUGUUGGAGGGAGAAGAGGAUCCUGCAGGGGCUCUUGGAGCUGUUUGUGCUGGUGUUUCAUGGAGGGCAGAAAUCAGAUUUGCUUUUCUUGGGCUUUUCUUGGCCUGGUCUUUGUCACUGCCCAAUAGGAGGGGUUUCAGUGUCCAGGGAAAAUGAGAAUGUUGGCUCAGAUAAGUACAGAAGUGGCCAGUAUUAUCUGAGGGUGCCAGAAUACCCAGAGCAGCUGCAGCAAAGGGUGUGAGACUCAGUGGAGUUGUAUGGGGUUGGCCUAAGAUUCUUUUAAAUGGAGUGAUCAUCUCAACACGUAACUUGAUGUCAGUGUGAUGCCAUAAAGCACUUUARAAGGAACUAGUCUUGCCCCUUUUAAUUAUGGUUAUUUGGAGACAAUCAAUUUUGCCAUUGCUUCCACCUCUGUAUCCCAACAAAAGCAGAGCUACAAGUAGGUGUAUUCCUGGUUUGGUUUGGUUUGUUUUUUCCCCAAGAAGGGAGGAAGCUUCUUGUGUUAUUUUUAGAUCAAAGUGGGUACGAAUGUGAUGACAGUCCCACUGCAGAGAGGUUGUGUGGCAAGACAAGAGAACUGGCUUGUGUUGGCUCAGGUAUAUCCCCCAGGAGAGCCCAUGCUGGCUUCACCAUCCCCGUCCUCACAGCAGGGAGGGAAGCAGCCCUGCCAGGGGUUUUCCCUCCAUCUCCUUUUCCUUGGAGAAACUCAGAGCAAAGGAGAUGUGAGGCCCUUUCCAUGCCCCAAGGUAUUUACUGUCCAGGCUGCUGGGACAGCUCCCAGGUGCCCUCCCCAGGGUAGGAGCUCUCACCCCUGCUGAGGGUGGACUCUUUCCUCUGGAGGUGACACUGCUGGGAAUGUAAUGCCAUCAGCUUGUGUGGAUUUGCAUCCAGAGAGUCCGAUCAUCUUUGCAGCUUCCUUGAGUCACUAGGGUAUCACCCAAUUCCAAUCCUUCCCCGUGCCAUCGUGUCAGAAGAGGUUCUUCAGGUGCCAAAUCCCAAGGAAGCUGUCUAGGAUAUCUAUGGCACAGAGCAAGGGAGGACUGGGCAGGGGGCACAGGAGAGUAUCUGCUAAAAUCCCACAAAACAUUCCUUGUUAAUCAGAACUCUGGAAAUUAUUCUGCCUGCUGGCCAGGUUUGGGAAUUUAUCAUAAUUUAGGGCRCCCUUUCAAACAAAAAACCUCCCCUGCUGCUCAUAGCUCUUGCUUCAUUUGUCAGAAGGGGCAGCAAUCCACGAUUCUUCAUUUGGUGAUACAGCUAAUUUUUAAAUAUAGGCGAGCUGAACUGGCCAAAUCUCCUACACCUCGUGCUCUUCAGUGAUGAGAAGUGUAACGCCAGCUCCUUUCCCACCUGCAUUUCCAGGGCUCUGUGCCCUUUCCUUCAUGCAUUUCACUGGCACUGAUGCUUUGCCCAAAUAUAAUUCAGCUUCCAUUGCUUGGGGGGAGGGGGGAACAGGAUAACAUUCACUGCUUUGCAUACAGCUGUGAGCUUYGUAUGUAUUUAAGCUGUCUAAAGGUAUCCAUCCUUUCCAUGCUCUAAAAUAAAUCUGCUAUUUUCUUUAUCAAUAUUAAACACUGACACAAGAAAAAAAAAAAAGAAAUAAAAAUCUAUGUCCGGUUCAGUUCGCCUAUGGUUAAAGUUUAGCCUGGUGUUUAUUUUGUACUAAUAUGGAAUGCACUUGAGUAAUUCCCAGAACGUUGAGGUGUAUUAUAAUAACCUGAUAUACCUCUGCUUUUGGUUUGUUUCUUAUUAAAAAAAAAAAAAAAAAAAAAAAAAAAAAAAGAAAAAAAAAAAAAGCUUUGCAUUUUCAUGUUGAACUCGUAAAGAAAAAGAGUUGGGAAAGAUUUUUAAAGAAGAGGGUAAAACCUAAUUGCUGUAUGUUAAUUUGUAAUUAUGUAAAAAGUGAGCAGGUUAUUGACUGUAAAAUUCUUCAGUUUUUCUGUAACUUGCCAGAAACCAUUAGGUUUUGUAACAAGCUUUUAUUUAUCUUCCUUUUUAGUUAUCAGUAUCAACCUCUUGUAAAGUCAUUCUUCCUCUAAAUAAAUUUGAUUUUAAGUCUGA
Molecule: messenger RNA, 9625 nt
Organism: Malurus melanocephalus (red-backed fairy wren)
Lineage: Eukaryota; Metazoa; Chordata; Aves; Passeriformes; Maluridae
Gene: AKAP13
Product: A-kinase anchoring protein 13
Exons: 29
Coding region: 272-4558 (1428 amino acids)
Biological process (GO): adrenergic receptor signaling pathway; positive regulation of canonical NF-kappaB signal transduction; regulation of Rho protein signal transduction
Cellular component (GO): membrane; actin cytoskeleton
Molecular function (GO): MAP kinase scaffold activity; guanyl-nucleotide exchange factor activity
Source: RefSeq, a predicted model, not a curated record